GCAGCAGCAGCGGGAGAAGCGGUGAAAUAAACAUUGCAAACCGCGCAUCCGUCCGCAAACAGCUAUUUACUUCAAUAACCGCUUGGACCCCCGAACCCUCUGCGGAUAUCACUCCACAUCACUGCUAAGGUGAUGAGUGGGAUUAUAUCAUGUCUGAAGUACAGGGAACAGUGGAGUUUUCUCUAGAGUUGCACAAGUUUCACAAUGUGGAUCUCUUUCAAAGGGGGUUCUAUCAGAUACGAGCAGGGUUGAAGGUCUCGCCUCGAGUGCCCCACAGGCUUAUAGCGACAACACAAGACAAUGCAGGAGAGUGCAGCUUUAGCUCUGCGGGGGUUUACGACGGCACCGUGUUCAGCCGGAUAUUUCAGAUCCUUUACAGAAAUGAGGAGAUUGCGGUGAACGACUGUAUGAUCUUCAAAGUCCACCUGCUGUUGGACGGAGAACGGGUAGAGGAGGCCCUGAGUGAGGUGGAUUUUCAGUUGAAGUUGGAUCUUCAUUUUACUGACAAUGAGCAACAGUUGGCUGAUAUAGCAACUGUCCCCUUGAUCAGCAGUCGGACCCUCAGUCUCCACUUCCACCCACGAAGAGGCCUCCACCACCACGUCCCUGUCAUGUUUGACUAUUUCCACCUGUCAGUCAUUUCCGUCUCCAUACACGCUUCACUGGUUGCCUUACAUCAGCCGCUACUCAGCUUUGCCCGUACAGGGAAGGGCUCCUGGCUGGGAAAGGGCUCGCCAGAGAGCACGAGUGACCCAUCUGCCAUGUCUGUAGAGAACCUCGUGUUUGGAGCUGGCUACUGCAAGCCUGUCAUUUCUGAGGGAAGCUUUUAUGUGCCCAGUGAAAACUGCCUGCAGAGAGCGCAUACGUGGCACCGGCGGCUCUGUCGCCUCCUGUUGGUGGCACACAGAGGCCUGCAUGCAUACUACACAGCGCUCAUGAAGGAGAUCCCACAGCUCCAGCAGAUUCCUCUGGAAUCAGAGGUGCUGCCUGUAGAUGAAACACUAAAUCAGCUGACAAUAGAGCUACAGCUGCAAGAAGGCCAUGAGAAGGUAGCGGAGCAGAUCAGCAGGGACGUAAGCCAGCUCUGCUUCCAGCUGGCUGCUCUGUGGAGCUGCUUCCUGGAGGCCGCUGUGCUCAACCCCCACAUCCUGUCCUAUCUGGCCCAGGAGCACCACACGCUCAGGGUCAGGAGGUUCUCUGAGGCGUACUUUUUCACCGAGCACUCCAAAAGGAUAUCUCUGACGUUUCAAGAGGAACUAAUUAACAGACAUGGCCAGAUAGCUGCAGAAGUACGGAGCUCAGACUACUUGACCAAGAUGCCUCCUUUACCUGUUGAGUGCCUGGACAUCGAUGGAGACUGGAACAGCUUGCCUAUCAUCUUUGAGGACAGAUAUGUGGAGUCUCCUCAAACACAGUACGUCUCACAUGUGCCAAUACUUGCAACCGCUGAUGGACAAACCAACUUAGAUCUUGCUGUCACUCCUGUCAAGAGGAUUCUUGAAAGCAGCCAAGGAGCCAUAUCACCAGCAAUACCCAAGGAUUCCCUGGACAGUGAAUGCAUGGAAUUGCCCAUGUAUGCCUCACUCACAGCAGACCAGAGUAAGACCAACAUCAGAUGUACCCAGAACAUCAUUCCUACAGAGAACAGUGCUGAACUCUCUCUGACGGUGACAGAAAACUUGAAGGAACCAGCAGAAAGACACAGCCAAGAUAAGGAGAGCUGCGGUUCAGAGCAGAUGUACGUUGCAAUUAAGCCAUGUGAUCCUUGUAGAGGAGAGGCAGUCCUGGCUCCCUCCUCAAACUAUAGUCCUCUCAUUGAUUCUGUUGACAUUAGGGACAAGUCUCCUGCUCAUCAUAUAAUGGAAAAUAUUGCCCAACUUUGUGAUGCCACAAACCCCAGCAAUGCAAUAGAAACUGAAAACACUGACAUUGCCAUGCCUUUAAAUCACUCCAUUGAUGAUGAGAGUGAAGAUAUUCCUCCUGGCAGCCUACCCACUGCCUGUCCAGUUAUACCUCCCUUCCCGGGUGAUCUCAGAAAAGAGAUGACUCUUCGUGGAGGUUUGGUCGGCUCCAAGGUCAUGAAGCGCUCGUCCUCUGUUAUUUCAGACUCAGGCAUCGAGAGUGAGCCCAGCUCUGUUGCAUGGCCCGUGGAGGCCGCGCUGCGAGGAAAACCCCAUCUGGAUUUUUCCAGCGAACGGGAGAUUCCCCAACAAAUAGUGCUACACCAUCCAGUGCACCGCAGCUAUCUGGAAGGCCUGCAAAUGGAGAGCAAUGGCAGCCUUCCAAGUGGAGGUAUACAGGCCUCACUGACAUCUAUUAGUUCUCUGCCCUAUGAGGAGGACCAGCAUCAGAGGCAGCUCAGCAAGUUGACCAAGUCUGUAUCUGCACCACAGAUAAGUAGCCCAGAAGACAUAGAGGAGGGCCAUACACUGCUCAGCCAGGAAACAGAUUGCAAGAGCUUAGUAGGACACCAAGAUUCCUGUAGGAUAAACUGUUCUUUGAACAGCAACCUGGAUUCUGAACAGUCAGAAUUAUCUCCAUUAGAUAUGAGUUCAUCAUCAAAUCCUGGCCAUAUUCUAAAGGAGAAUAUUACCUCUGAAAAGUCAAACUUUCCACAGUACCUGUCAGAGACAUACAGGAUUAAGUCAGUGUCAAGUAGUGUGUCUGAAGUAUUACUUUUACAAGAGUCUGUAGAAAUCCCUCAUGUCAAGGAAAGUGCUGUUAUUGGCAGCCAGAGGGAUAAUAUGAACCAUCAAACACACAUCAGUGAAGUAACCUCAGUGAAAGAUGUGCAUGUCGUUGAAUCGGAAACAGUCCCCUGCAGCUGUGGAAGCAAACCAUGUGUGCAUGAAAGUGCAGCAGAUCAGGAGAGGAUUAACGCUGGAGAUGAGUGCCAAAGUUUCCAUCAGACCCAGCUAUUUGGGGCUGAGAAACAUGAAUGUCUGGAUCCCUCACAGACACUUAUAAAACCUUCAUGCUUCAGUGAUCUGCCCAACAGUAACAGCACCACACAGAGGCCCAGUGACCUGUUGGGGCUGGCAAACAAAGAUGUAGGAUCAUCUGCUGAUGAAAACGGGGUAUCAAGCAGUGAGAAAGCGCCUUUGGAAUGCCAGUCUAAGCCCUCCAAGAUCCCUAACUCAGGGCUAGCCUUUGUGAACAAAAAGAUGGUGGAGGUGGUGAACAUGUCUGUCUCCUGUGCCCCAACCUGCCUGCCAUUUUCAUCUGCCCUGAGAGACUCCCCAUCCAUCAGUGGAAUGUCCACUCGUCAGGCUACCUCGCCUAUCACCCAUCAGCCUCUGGGUUCCUUUGGUAUCAUCUCCUCAUCUUCACUCAGUCCCCUGAACAUGGAUGAAGAGACGAAUGAACGAAUGCUAAAUUUCUACAAGGCCAAAGAGGAGCUGUUCAAAGAGCUGAGCUUCCAGGCCAGCUUGUACAGUGACCUUCCUUUCCUGGCAUCAGAUCUCCCCUACUUCCCUCCCGAAGAGGAUGACGAGGAGUUCGAUGAUGGCAUACACCUUGUAGUGUGUGUCCACGGGCUUGAUGGAAACAGUGCUGACCUUCGGCUGGUAAAGACUUUUAUAGAGCUGGGUCUGCCAGGAUCCAGGCUUGAUUUCCUCAUGUCUGAGAGGAACCAGGCUGACACGUUUGCAGAUUUUGACACCAUGACGGACAGGCUGCUGGAUGAAAUCAUUCAGCAUAUCCAGCUGUACAAUCUCACCAUAGGCAGGAUCAGCUUCAUCGGCCACUCUCUGGGGAACAUCAUCAUCCGCUCGGUGCUGACGAGGCCUCGCUUCCGCUGCUAUUUGCCCAAACUGCACACUUUCCUCUCGCUGUCAGGUCCACACUUGGGAACGCUGUACAACAACAGCACAUUGGUCAGCACAGGUCUGUGGUUAAUGCAGAAGCUGAAGAAAUCAGGAUCCUUGCUGCAGCUCACCUUCAGAGAUCACGUUGAUCCACGGAAAACGUUCCUUUAUCUCCUGAGUCAGAAACCAGGGCUCCAGUUCUUCAAGAACAUUGUGCUAGUGGCAUCUCCACAGGACCGCUAUGUUCCUUUCCACUCUGCCAGAAUAGAGAUGUGCAAAACUGCUCUCAAAGACAGGACCACAGGGCCCGUGUACACCGAGAUGAUCAACAACCUCCUGCAGCCACUUGUGGAAGCGAAAGAGUGCCGGCUGAUCCGCCAGAAUGUGUUCCACGCUCUACCUAACACAGCCAACACACUGAUCGGCCGCGCCGCCCACAUCGCUGUCUUGGACUCUGAGCUAUUCCUGGAGAAGUUCUUCUUAGUGGCAGGUCUCAACUACUUCAAGUAAAGGUGCUAGUACUGCGGGCUUACUGGACUGAUCUGAUGGUGGAUGAAGGAGUCUAAAUGAAGGGGAUAAGGUCCUUUUACCCUGUAAAAUACAUGUAAUGUAUAUAAUUCCUGGUAUCCAAGAGGCCACAUUUGUAUAUCCCAUUUGUUAGGAUUAUUAGCAGCUGUUAUUAAAGGAUCAGUAUAUUGUGACUGUUUAAACUGCUAACUCAGAAGUCUGAGUUUGAUGUGUAGCCAGUCAAAGCAAAACAUCUGACACUGAUGACAGGAUUGAUUGUAGAUGUUUUGUCGGCCUUAUGAAUAACCUCUCAGCCAGAACACUAACAGAUGCUAAUUGUGGUUUAAAGCAUUUACUUACUUUCCCUUUAGAGUUGGUUUAGAGCCUUCGCUAUUACUGGUUGACUGAAUUCUUCUUUAAGGGUUACACUAAUGAUAGUCUUACACUAUCCUUAAAACAAGGCAAUAGAUGCUCAGCAUUUAUCUCCUUGACUGUACAUGAAGUAUUUUGUUGUACGAAACAUAGAUGUUCAUUUAUACAGAAAUGACUAUAUUGUUUAAAAUUAUUUAUUUUUUACCUGCUUCCAUUACCUACAGUGUAAGUAGUCUGUCUGCAUUUAGGUCUCUGUGUGCUAUUAUCAAAUCCAUCGAAUGAAAAGUAAAAUGUAUUGUCUGUAUGUUUAUCUUGAAAAAACUUCUUGUCCACGACUAGCUAAGUGUUAGGCCUACAGCAAACAUUUGCAUUAAAGUCUGCGGUAAAGUGCAUUUGAUAAGAAAUGGUCUGACCUGCUGUGAUGGCAUUUUCUUUUAAAAUGUGCUUUUGUGCUGACUCAGAAACAGAUUCAUUGGCAGGAUUCGCUGUCACCUGUCGAGCUUUCCAGGCUCACAAGGCCCUUAUUAUGCAAUUUAGAACGAUAUCCCUCUAACCUGCAGUAAUGUUUACAUUACUACAACAUGAUGUCAGAGAGAAAAGUGUCAUUGUUCUCAGAUGUUUUAGCUUUAGCUAGCUAGCCAAUGAAGCUAAUCUCAGCCGCUUGACUGAAAGCACCAUCAUUGACCUGAUUACAUUUCGCUACAUUACAGGAAAUGUAAAACUAUACUUUUAUUUCAUUCAGUCAUGAUUGCUUAGCCGACAAUUUAUUUUUUAUUUUCAAAAAUUCUUUAGAAAUAACACUUUUUUGUGUUGGUCAGGUUAACAUCUCCAAAUAUGGUAAAGCGCACACAAAGGAAAAAGUAGAAGUUGUGAAUAGUUUUUAUCGUGCUUUAUUGAGGUUCUGCAGAGACGUGACAUUAACUUAUCAGCCAUUUUGGACAUGUGACAAGCAUGGUGACAAGAUCAAGUGGAUAAGGCCUUGUUUGUGGGUGGCAAGUUGGUACUGAGUGUGCAGUGUGUCUUGGUUUCUCGGUUUCUUGGUACUGACUUCUUCCUUGGAUGUGGAAGUAGACUUUGGUUACAAUGAUUAUUAUUAAGCUGCUUAGCUGGAAAUUCAUCCAGUUGCAGCUUAUGGUAGCACCCAACCCCUUUAAUCCCAUCCCUGAACUUUUGUGCCUGCUUUUGGUUUUGGAAUUUGCCACAAAUUUUAUAAUAUUGCUCUGGCUUCCUCCACAGUACAAGGGCAUGCCUGUUAGGUUAACUGGUGAGUCUAAAUUGGCUGUGCAUGUGAUGUAUAAAUAUACAGUACUUAAAGUGCAUCAAAUAAAACACUGUAGGAAUGUAUGGUUAAAUGUGACUUGUAGUCUAGAGCACUUUGAGUGGUAGAAAAGCACUACAUAAAUGCCACUCCAGUCUGUUUACCUCACGUAACUGUGCAGAAAUCCAAAGCUCGACAGCCUUCUUGCACCUAAUUGUGUCGCUUUGAUGGAGCAACAGCUAAUCGAAGGUUUAGCAGAAAAUAUUUGUUGACAUGCUAAAUAUUUAACAAUCUAACAAUGUUGAAGUAAUUUUAUAGAAUUGCUGCAAUAAAAUUACAACUAUUACUAGAGUUACUACUACUAGUACCACCUUAAGCCUCUAGUUAUUCAGUUACUUUCAUAAUGCUUCUUGAAUCCUGGCAGGCAGUGAACAGGGUUGCUGAUAUAAUCAACAGCAGAUUUUGAUGUGCAUAUAUGAGAAAAAGACUUGCCAUCCAUGACUGUAUGAUACAGCAGACUAUUGUGGUCUAAUGAGGAUCUAUUUUCUAAUUAGCCACGUAAAGCUGUAGAUUAAAAUCCUCCUUUGAAGUGCAUUGUUUUUUUUGGGUUUUUUUGUCCCCACUGGUGUAAAUCAGGGUGUCAUUGUUUUUGUUUUCCUAGAAAACUGGAUGAUUCUGUGUAAUACCGACACACUGCCAAGAUUCUCCCUCACAGACUGUCUAAGCAUUGCAAUGCAUGAUGAUGGCAGGGAACCACCGUCCAAACAGUCUAAUGUUCUCUUGAACAUGUAAGAUGCCAUGUUUCUCGCGUCUUUUCUCGCAUCCUCGGCUCUCAGAUGCAUUUCUAGCGUCAUGGCGAGGACUACUUCCUCACCACCGUGCUGCCCAUCAGACGAUGUUUACAUAUUCUGACAUUAGAGAACUGUUAUCACAGAUGUCUCAUAUCCAGCGUCUGCUGCAUAUGUAGUUAUGUAUAGACAGAGAGAUAUAUUUUAACCUUUGCACUGGUUUGAAGUGCACUUUACUGAAAACCUUGGCUUGACCUCCACUACCUGUACAAACUACAAACAGCUUUUUUUUUCUUUUCUUUUUGUCAAAAUGUGCGCUGCUCUUUUAGAUCUGAAGGUCGCGUCCUAGUCUCAUUGUAAAAACUAACCUGUCGGUCUCGACUACACAAGCAUUGUUUUUUGUUCAAAGUGCGCUGUCUCAAAGAACAACCGGUGACACGGCAAAGUGCUUUUUUUUCCCCAUGUGGAAACAGUUGCUCUGUCACUGUGAUUGACUCUUACCAAAUGGGUUCCUUAAGGACGCAAAGAUCGUUCUCAAAAGCUGCGUAAGCGAUCUGUUGGAGCUGCCGCACAACGUGCAUCACAAACACAAUGUAUAUGGCUGAGGCUUAAGCUUGUUUGCUUUUCCUUUGUGUGUGUUUACCCCAAAGGAGUCAGCAGGAAUCAAUGGAGGGAAAAAGUGUUUGAGAUGUACUGAGAUCGACUCCUUCAAGGGCAAACGCAGGUAUGAAAUUGUUUUAUGAGAUGGAUGGCUAUCCUGUACAAGGUUUCAUUUGAAGAUGGAUCAGAAAGAAUUUUAAUUACAUCACCCUUAGUUCUCUUUUAUACCACACAUGUUUUGGGUGUUAACUGUACAUUUUGUGUUGUUGAAUGACUUCCACAAACCAACAGAUACAUGUAACUGCUGUCAGCCUUCAAAACAAGCUGAUUUGGACCUUUUUGUGUUUGACUGUCCUUUUCAGAGAGCCCUCUUUCUGCGUAACUUAUGCCGGUGUGUGUGGAAAGUGUGUUAUAUGUUUGCGAAAGGUUAUCUGUCUUCAUUUUCCACCUGUUAUUUGGGACCCUUAAUUUUUUUUUUAAAAUCUCAUUACGAAACUGUUUGACGCUCUUUUAAAUUAAUUUUGUUGAAUGUACAACAUGUAAAGAACAAAAACAAAAAAAAAAACGACUUCAUCUGUGCCAAUACUGCGCUAAUAUUUUUCUAUGUUGCUGACUGUACUCUCUGUAUUCCUUAGUAGCUUGUG
Messenger RNA from Archocentrus centrarchus (flier cichlid), 7975 nucleotides. It is a transcript of the gene fam135b, whose product is annotated as family with sequence similarity 135 member B. Gene Ontology annotation, biological process: lipid metabolic process. Lineage: Eukaryota; Metazoa; Chordata; Actinopteri; Cichliformes; Cichlidae. The record is from RefSeq and is a predicted model, not a curated record. The transcript is spliced from 20 exons. The coding region runs from base 150 to 4316 and encodes 1388 amino acids.